CUGCCCCGCACGUUACCUUCCUGACGAGUCAAGCACAUCACAAGCAUCAUGUCUAUCACUGACAUCCUCUCCGCAAAGGACAUCGACGCUGCCUUGAGCAGUGUUUCAGCUGCCGAGUCAUUUCAGCACAAGUCCUUCUUCGACAAAUGUGGUCUGACAGGCAAAUCCAAUGACCAAGUCAGGAAGGUCUUUGAAAUCCUUGACAGAGACAAGAGUGGAUUUAUUGAGGAAGAUGAACUCCAGCUCUUCCUGCAGAACUUUAAGUCUAAUGCCAGAGCUCUCAGUGCUGCAGAGACCAAGGCUUUUCUGAAAGCUGGUGACUCUGAUGGUGACGGCAAGAUUGGAGUAGAUGAAUUCCAGGCUCUGGUGAAGGCAUAAACAGCCCAAGACCAAAGACAACCAAGGACUGAAUUCUCAUUUCUCACCCAAAAGGCACCUCAUCCACGGCUGGCACUUAUUUGUGCAUUUUUAUACUGUCUCACGGCAUUGGUAAAAAGCCUGUAUGUUAACUCAUUUUUAGGACUAUUCAGAAACCUUAUACAACAUCCAGGUAUUCUGCCCAUUUACUGUUACGUCUUAAGUGUUUUAUCGAUGGCGUUGUGAGUUUGACCAAUAACAAUGUUGAAGAUGCGGCUGGAAGAUAGUAAAAACUGAAAUAAAUAACAACCUUUAAAUAAAAA
Xenopus tropicalis (tropical clawed frog) is the source of this 680-nucleotide messenger RNA. RefSeq names its product oncomodulin 3 (gene ocm3). The transcript is spliced from 5 exons. The record is from RefSeq and is marked provisional. Bases 49 to 378 code for a protein of 109 amino acids. Gene Ontology annotation, molecular function: calcium ion binding. NCBI's taxonomy places the organism in Eukaryota, Metazoa, Chordata, Amphibia, Anura, Pipidae.